Molecule: messenger RNA, 981 nt
Organism: Anisakis simplex (herring worm)
Lineage: Eukaryota; Metazoa; Nematoda; Chromadorea; Rhabditida; Anisakidae
Source: the annotation of a GenBank genome assembly
AUGUUAAAAGAAGUGGAAGAAGAGGCCAGUAAGCUGGUGUCAGCAAAGUUCGAUGAUGCACUCUGGCUGAUGAAAGCUAGUGAAGAGCUUGAUAAGAUGAAAGACCAACUGAACGAAUCGUCUUACAAAGCGAAAGUAUUGGUGCUAAAUGCUCAAAUAUUGGAUCGUAUUUCGUGUAUGGAUGCUAUCAGCGUUCGAAACGAUCGCAUUCUCACCUUGAUUAAUAAAUUGGAUUCAACAAUAAAGGAAAGCGACCGACUAGCAAGAACGCCAGCAUUGGACCAUUUUCAAGCAUACGCCAAGUGCCUGUUAUUCGAACGUAUCGGAGAUUACUUGAUCAGUCGUCAUUCUCGUGCACCAAAUGAAUAUGGAAUAACAGGUGAGGGCGAUGUAACAUAUGGACUGGGGAGUUACAUGUUAGCAUUGAAUGCUUUGCUACAUUCAACUCCGGUCACACCUCGAUUAGCUGCGGUUUGCGCUCGCGAUAUCCUUAUACUCCAUACAAUUCUUUGCAACUCGUCUCCUGAUCUGAUCAGUACAGCUGAAAAACUGAUCAAUAAUAAGCAGAUAGGUGAAAAGCUUCUGAAUGUGCUUCAAAAAGGACAAAUAGGUCACAGUCAUGCUCUUUCUUAUGUUUCUACUGUUACGUCGUGUGUUUAUACGAAAAAGUUAGGAAGUUCAAUGGAGCAAUACGCAUCGAUGUCGUUCAUGGACAAUUUUCUGCAAGUAUUACCAGACGAACCGGACAGUAGCAGUUUGCAACAAAUUGAUGAAAGGUCACUGUCACGUAAGGAUGUUAAGGUACUGCUGAUAGCUUAUUCCAAGUGGAUAUCACUGGAAUGGGAAUCAAGUGCGAAGUAUAAAACAUUCAAUGCCAUCAAAAUGAUACCACCACCUUUCGUUUCCGUUCUUCUCCCUUCUGCUAUCAACAAAUUUUGGAUUGCUUUACUGCAAAGACUCGAUGACGCAAAACAGUCGUAA